Molecule: messenger RNA, 585 nt
Organism: Pecten maximus
Lineage: Eukaryota; Metazoa; Mollusca; Bivalvia; Pectinida; Pectinidae
Exons: 1
Coding region: 1-585 (194 amino acids)
Biological process (GO): DNA integration
Molecular function (GO): nucleic acid binding
Source: RefSeq, a predicted model, not a curated record
AUGUGUGAUGCUUUCUCGAAUUACCCAGAGGUCCUAACAUUGUCAAGUCAGACUAUACAUUCUGUUAUUCAAGCACUCAAAAGUGUUUUCGCGAGACAUGGCGUCACAAAAGUAGUUUUCAGUGUUAAUGGUCCAUGUUAUAGCAGCAGAGAAUUCAAAGAUUUUGCAUUUGAGUGGAAUUUUCAACAUGUGACCAGCAGUCCACGCUAUCCACAGUCAAACGGACUCUGUGAAAGAACCGUUCAAACUGUCAAAAAUAUGUUCAAAAAAUGCAAGGAAAGUGGAGAAGACGUCAACAUGGCAUUGUUAGUCUACAGAAGUACACCUAUGGAUAAUGGGAAAUCCCCUGCUGAAAUGUUGAUGGGAAGAGAACUUGUGUCAAACUUACCUUCGAGUGAACUCAAGGAUAAAGCUAAACACCCUGAUGUUAAACUCUGGAGAAAUCAACAGAAAAUGAAACAAAAGCAUUUCUAUGACAACCGUAACCAUGUUAAAGCAUUGACCACAUUGGAUCGCGGGAACCAGGUACUCAUUCAAGAUUCAAAUGGUUAUUGGAAAGACCAUGCUACAGUCAUGGGAAAGUGA